Molecule: messenger RNA, 1848 nt
Organism: Dendroctonus ponderosae (mountain pine beetle)
Lineage: Eukaryota; Metazoa; Arthropoda; Insecta; Coleoptera; Curculionidae
Product: nudC domain-containing protein 1
Exons: 3
Coding region: 89-1807 (572 amino acids)
Source: RefSeq, a predicted model, not a curated record
CUGUUGGCAACAAGGCGGAAACAUCCGUCACAUAUUUGUUUACAAGCCCGAUUUAACCUCACUAAGUUUUGACAAGAAUUGCCCAACAAUGAGUUUAAAAACGUUGGAAAUUGCACCAAACCGGCUUUUAAUGGACUCGAAUUUCGACGGUUACAAACUGUCCUUAAAACCGAUAAAACAGUCGCGUAAAAGCCUGCAAGUGCCCGUAGAGAAGACAUGUGUAAACCCGAGCCAGUACAGUAUCGUGCACGUAAAGCUCCUCAGUUUGCACAAUCACCUUUGCGUGGACCAAUUCGACGGAUUCUCCUCCGUUUAUUUCGUCGAUAAACAGCUAACAAUUCAGAAGGUUUAUGUGGAUGCGGGGACAAAUGAGCUUGUUGAUCCAGUGGCUGUCUACACGAUGUCGAAGCCCCGAGAACGACUCAGUGGGGACUACGGUGUAACUUUACGAUUCGCCAGUGCCGACUAUUGCGUAGCCUCAGACGGAAUAGGCACUUUUUACAUUCUAGCCACUAAGGAUAAAAGGGACGAUGAUCAAUUCGACACCCUGUUCUCGGGCCAUGUAUUGAGCAACGAGAGCCAGGGCUUUGUAGUAUCAGAUGCGUCGUUCAACGACGCCAAACAGGAACUUCACGUGCUCCUGUUGCACGUCCAGGAGCACGGAACAGACGGAUUCAUUUCGAUCAUUCAUUGGAUAACAUUCAAAAAGACUCAGAAGGAUUGGCACCAAGUGGCUCUGAGACAGCUGAAGACAAAAGGCGAAGUGCAGUACUUGCAGUUGGAGAGCGAUUGCGACCACUUAUACGUCGUCUCGGAGAAUCUGGUGGUUUUUGCUUUGAACUCUGAGCACCCAAUUGAAGAAACCCCACUGGCAAGCAGUGGGAAGUUGUACCACUGGUCGCAAGACACUGAUGAAAUCACUGUGAAGAUUCCGCUGCCAGAAACAGCGCAGAAGAAUCUACUGAAAGUCUCCUGCGGGGGGAGUGAACUGAAUGUCGAAUAUAACUCACUCAGAGUGCUGUCGGGCACAUUUCAGGGUUCUGUGGACUCCGCCUUAACAACUUGGAGUCUGAAGGGGGAUCUUUUGGAGAUUCAACUCGCUAAAGCAGAUAAGGAGUAUUGGACGCAACUGCUCGCGGGCUACGAUGAGGGAGAGCAGGAUCUCAGCCCAAGCUAUGUGGAUGAGGUCCAUAACCGACUUCAGGGAUUCACAAGCAAACGGGAGGAAACGCCACAGCGUGGCGCCACGUUUAACUCCCAGCCAAUAGAGGAGUGCGACUUUGAGACUGAUAAGGCGGAGACCUUUCAGAGAAUAAGCGGGGUAACAAAUAAACCCACCCAUCAGGUUCAUUUAGGGUCCCACCAUGUACUGUUAAGCCCAUUUUUGGACUCACAAUCCGUACCCGCUUUAGGCAUAAGGCACGAUGUGGACGUUUGCUUGUGGCAGCCCACUUGGAAUGGGCAGGAUUUCACUUGCCAGCACCAGGGCACUUUACUGGCUUUUGGAUACGUGCAGGCGUCUAAAACCAACAGAAAGUUCCUCACAUGCUCUCAGAACCUGGACUAUGCCGUAGUGAGCGAGUCUGCGGGUCACAUUUUUAUUUACCGGCAAAACAGGCCCUUGCUGACCACCGAAUUGAGGCAGCGCUCGACCGGGAGGCGCGUUAAGCGAGUGGCAGAACAACAGGUUAUCAACCUAUCGAAUGAGAGCAUUUUAGGGAUUUUUGCUGGCGACAGCCACCUUUUUGUAUUGGGCGAGGACUUUGUGACUGCUUUCAGCAUGAACGUGAACAACGACGCACUAUAGCUCUUACCUAAGUUUAAUAGCCAAUGAAUCUAUAAUGGAGA